Ectocarpus siliculosus is the source of this 5225-nucleotide messenger RNA. Lineage: Eukaryota; Phaeophyceae; Ectocarpales; Ectocarpaceae. The record is from the annotation of a GenBank genome assembly.
AUGUACUGCAACAAGCUACCAGACUGGUUCACGGAGUGGCCGGCGGAAGCACUCAAGGGUGUCGCAAUGGCAAUGAUGACAGCAACUGACCUCGAGCUCGGGGGUGCUUUGGAAGGGAUUGUUGAGAUGUUCAGGGUUGUGCACCAGUCGGUAGAAACAGUCGGCAAGGAGUUCUACGAGUUCUUGAGGAGGCGAGUCUGGGUCACGCCGAUGAGCUACUUGGAGCUGCUGGGUUCUUUCAAGAGACAGCUCACCAAAAAGCGCGAAGAAGUCGGGAGGAAUCGAUCGCGCCUCCAGGUGGGCCUAGACAAGCUGAGCAGCACCAAGGAAGUCGUGGCAACAUUGCAAGAGGAGCUCACCGUCUUGCAGCCGCAGCUAGUCAAGACCAUGAAAGAGGUCGAAGACAUGAUGGUCCAAAUCAACUCCGACAAGGAGGAAGCCGAGGUAGUCAGGGUCAAGGUUGAGGCUGAAGAAGCGACGGCCAACGAGAAGGCCGCCGCGACGAAAGCGAUCGCCGACGACGCUCAAAGGGACCUUGAUCUGGCUCUCCCCGCUCUAGAGUCGGCCGUGGCGUGCCUCAACUCCCUCAAGAAGGCGGACAUUGACGAGGUGAAGAGUCUUAAAACACCCCCAAAGGGCGUGAAACUGACAAUGGAGGUGUGUUGCAUCAUGUUCGAUGUCAAGCCCAACAAGGUCAAAGACCCUGACAGCGGCAAGAAGGUGGACGACUUCUGGGAGCCUGCGAAGAAGCAGCUGCUGGCGGACGCCAAGGGGUUCAUGGACUCCCUCGUCAAGUUCGACAAGGACAACAUCCCCGACAGGAUCAUCAAGAAGGUGGAACCAUUUAACAACAACCCGGACUUCACGCCGGAGCAGAUCGAGAAGGCUUCCAAAGCCUGCACGGCUAUCUGCAUGUGGGCCCUCGCCAUGUACCAGUAUCACUUCGUGGCGCUGGGAGUAGCACCAAAGCGAGCCGCCCUUGCAGAGGCGCAAGAGGGCCUCGACAUCGUAAUGGCGCAGCUCAAGGACGCUAAGGCUAGGCUAGCGGGGGUGCAAAAACGACUCGCGGAGUUGCAGAAGGGCUUCGACGACGCGGUGGCAAAGAAACAGGAACUGGAGCAGAAGGCCGAGCGGUGCGUUGUACAGCUCUCCAACGCGGAGAAGCUGAUCGGAGGGUUGGGUGGGGAGGAGAAACGUUGGAAGGACACAGUGGCAACGCUGACCCUUGCCAUGGACAAGCUACCCGGCGAUGUCGUCAUCGCGUCUGGCACUCUGUCCUACCUCGGGCCAUUCACAGCGGAGUACCGCGCGCGCAUCGCCGACGGCUGGGUUCAGGCCCUUGUGGAGAAAGGUUUGGACCACACAGAGGGCACGGACAUGGAGGGCACCCUUGCGGACCCUGUCAAAAUACGACAAUGGCAGAUGUGCGGGCUUCCCCCAGACUCGCUGUCUUCGCAGAACGGCAUUAUCAUGGACACGGCUAGGCGAUGGCCUCUGUUAAUCGACCCACAAGGACAGGCCAACAGGUUUGUGAAGAACCUGGGUAAAGACACAACGCUGUGCCCAAACGGCAUGGACGUGGCAAAGUUGACGCAAAAGAAGGUAUUGCAGAUUCUGGAGAACGGCGUGCGCUUCGGAAAGUGGGUGCUGCUGGAAAACAUCGGGGAGGAACUGGAUGCGGCCCUUGAGCCUAUCCUGUUGCAGCAAAAGUUCAAGCAGGGUGGUCAAGACAUGAUCAGACUGGGCGACAACACAGUGCCGUACAACGAUCAGUUCCGGCUACUGAUGAUCACCAAGCUGCCCAACCCGGAGUACGCCCCAGAAGUGCAGGUGAAAGUGUCCUUGCUGAACUUUACGAUCACCAUCAAGGGCCUGGAAGAACAACUUCUCAACACCGCCGUGAAGGAGGAACUCCCGGACCUUGCCCAGAAGAAGGAAGAGCUGGUCAUCAACGGUGCGGCCAUGAACAUCGAAUUGUACGGAAUCGAGAGCCAGAUCCUUAAGCUCUUGAGCGAGAGCGAAGGAAACAUCCUCGACAACACGGCUCUCAUCGAAACCUUAGCGGAGGCCAAGGUGAAAUCGAGUGAGAUCAAGGAGAAGAUGGGCGAAGCGGAAGAGACGGAAAAGGAGAUAGAGGCGAGAUCCAACGAGUACCGACCGGUUGCUAAACGAGCCAGUCUCCUCUACUUCUGCUUGGCGGAUCUCGCGGUGAUCGAUCCAAUGUACCAGUACGCCCUGCCGUGGUUCAGUGCAUUGUUCUGCAAGUCUAUCGGGCAGGCUCCGCCUGCCCCUGACCUCGAGGGGCGGCUGCGCAGCCUGAACGACUGCUUCACGGCGGCGGUGUACGUGAACGUGUGCAGGAGCUUGUUCGAGGCGCACAAGCUGCUCUUCAGCUUCCUGCUGGCAAUCAAGAUCUUGCAGGGAGACGACCGAAUAGAUCCUACCGAGUGGCGUUUCCUCAUCUCCGGGAUGUCCCCGGGGCAGUCGUCUAUGGACAACCCGGACCCCUCCUGGAUCGAGGUGAACGUGUGGGGGGAGGUCAAGGCCCUCUGCGGGAUCCAGUACUUCAAGGAGUUCGCGGCGGUGUUCGCGCAAAGAACGGUGACUUGGAGAAGAGUAUUUGACUCGAACGAGCCGCACGCUGCGACGUUCCCGGCCCCAUCGCACGAGCUGCCGAGGAAGGCGGGAUCGGCCAUCUUCGGCGUUGGGAGCUACCCGGAGAAGGACGUAGAGGGAUGGCUGCGUAGAAUGUGCAUCCUCAGGUGUCUUCGAAGGGACAAGAUGACGGAAGCAAUGCAAGCCUUCGUGGUCGACGUCAUGGGUCCCUUUUUCGUCGAGCCCCCGACCUUCGACCUGAAGGGUUGCUACGAGGAUUCCUCGGUUACCAUGCCGCUCAUCUUCGUACUCAGCACGGGCUCGGAUCCUAACAAGGACUUGUUUCAGCUGGCGGAGGACAUGGGAAUGACGGACAAGAUGAGAAGUAUUGCCCUGGGGCAGGGGCAGGGAGGGAUCGCUGCGGCGAUGAUUGAAAAGGGAGUGUCAGAGGGCAACUGGGUGUUGCUCCAAAACUGCCACCUUUCCAUUUCCUGGAUGCCCGAGCUGGAGAGACUUUGCGAGGAGAUCAGUCCGACGCAGACCCACCAGGAUUUCCGGCUGUGGCUUACGUCCAUGCCUAGCAAGUUCUUCCCGACAGCGAUCUUGCAGACUGGAGUUAAGAUGACGAAGGAGCCUCCCAAGGGGCUUCGAGCUAACCUCAAGGCCACGUACUCCAAGAUGGACGACGACAAGCUCAAGCGCACGUGCAAGCCCGAAGAUUUCCGAAUGAUGCUAUUCGGUCUUUGUUUCUUCCACGCGUUGGUCGUGGAACGGAAGAAGUUCGGACCCCUUGGUUGGAACGUUCCGUACGAGUUCAACGAGACGGACCUAGACAUCUGCAUCGCACAGCUGGAGAUGUACGUCGACGAGUAUGCCGUCAUCCCUUACCAGGUUCUUCGACAAUUGACAAGCGUAGUUAACUACGGUGGCCGCAUCACCGACGACAAGGACAUGCGAACCUCGGACAUUAUCAUUGCAGGGUUCUACAACCCGGAAAUUCUCUCGAAGGACUUCAGCUUCAGUCGGUCUGGCCGGUACGGCUCGAUCGAACCGGAUCCAGAUAACCCCCAGCAAAGCUACCUCGACUACAUCGAGUCCUUUCCGCUCAACGCUGAACCCGAGGUGUUUGGCAUGCACGAAAACGCGAACAUCACGUGCGCAAUCGCGGACACAGAGAUGAGCUUCUCGAUCGUCUUGUCCAUGCAACCGAGGACGGGGGGCGGUGGCGGGGCCUCUCGCGAAGAUCUCAUUGGGGGCAUUGCCAAGGACAUGGAAGAUCGGCUUCCCGCAGCUUACGAUGUGGAGGCCGUGGGGAUGGCCUACCCAACCUCGUACGGCGAGAGCAUGAACACCGUGCUGGUUCAAGAGCUGCAGCGGUACAACAACCUUACAGUCGUCAUUCGAGCUACGCUCAAGGAGGUCCAGAAAGCUCUCAAGGGUCUCGUCGUUCUCAGUGCGGAGCUAGAGGCCAUGGGCAAUAGCAUGUUUGACCAAGCCGUUCCGGCGGUGUGGCAGUCGAAGGGCUAUCCUAGCCUCAAGCCCCUGGGCCCUUGGUACCAAGACCUGCUGGAUCGGCUGGGAUUCAUGACGAGCUGGGUCGACAAUGGGAUACCACCGGUGUUUUGGAUCAGUGGCUUCUUUUUCCCCCAGGGCUUUCUCACUGCUGGGCAGCAGAAUUUCGCGAGAAAACAUGACGUACCGAUCGACUCCACCACAUUCGCCUUUCACUUCAAGGACGAGCCGCGCACCGCGCUCUCAACGCCUGAGGACGGUCUGUUCAUCCACGGGCUUUUCUUGGAGGGCGCCUGCUGGGACAAAUCGAUGCGGACGUUGGUUGACCCUCGACCAAAGGAGCUCUUCAGCCCGAUGCCCGUUGUCCAUCUACUCCCUGAGCAAGACCGAGAGACGCCACAGACUGGGAUCUACCGCUGCCCUGUCUACAAGAUCUUGACAAGAACCGGGGUUCUCUCUACCACGGGACACAGCACCAACUUCGUUUUCUGGAUAGAGAUCCCGAGCAACAAGGCCAACACGUUCAGGGCCAGCCUCGUGUCAGAGACAAACAAACAGGUACAAUAUUGCGAUCAGGAUUACUGGAUCAAGGCCGGAGCAGCGUGCUUCUGCGCCCUGCGGUACUGAUCGGACCCUGCCUAGCUGUAGAUUUAGGGGAAUACGCAAUAGAACGCCGGUACUGGAUCUGUACAAACAUGUUUAUGUGUGUAGUUCGUGUAGCCACGUUCCAUUUUGAUCUGGGCCUGCGCUGCCUAUUCGUACGAUUGGAUCAAUUUUCUUGCCCGGUGUUGGCGAAGUUGUCUCGUUGUUCUGCGGCCCACGACAUUGGGCUCCCAGAUGAUUGGGUGAAGGGUGGAGGCGCGAUUUUUCGAACGGGCUACUCGGGGGAGCAGUUGCUGCUGAUGUGCGACCGGCAUUCUGUGAGAUGCAGAUCAAGAAAGUAUUUCUCUCUGAGGUAGACCCUUCCACGAGCAUUUUCGUUAACUCUGGCUGGCUUGUGGGUAUAAACGGCGAGCAUGGUUGUUGUCUUUUAUUCGUUAAGAAGAGAAGGGUAGGGAGAGUCUCAAGAUGUGUAGUUAGCGCCUAGGCAGAUACAGUGUGUCAUACUUUUGUCGGGG